UAAGCUCCUAGGCAGCAGUCUAGUAACCAUGGCGAGCACUAAAUAUGACACGCGCAAUUCACCAUUCCUGGAACUGCAAACGCCCUUCACAGACGCAGAGGCGCUGCGAAUGGUAAUCCUGCUGCCUCUCAUGAUCCCGCGAUUUCUCAUUGCUGUAUUAACUGUCAGCAUUGUUGCGAUUAUAAACACCAUCGUAGCCUGGAAUUGGCCAGUCGACAAGCCGCUUAGCGUUAAGCGGCGAGCUUUGGUGCUAUGGAGCAAGGAGCUCCUGAUUGUUGUCCUCUGGAUGCUCGGCUUCAAAAUAACCGUCAAAGGCCGCGAAAACAUUGCAAAAGCAGAGGAGCUUGGUUCAGUCGCCGUGUUCAACCACGUCAGUUAUGUUGAUGCGCCAGUCAUGAUGUGGCUUCUCGCACCAUCCGGCGUUGGCAAAUCCAGCGUUUCUAACAUCCCAAUCAUCAAGCACGUUGUGCGCGCCUAUCAGGCCGUUUUCUUCCAUGAGCAAAGGCCGCCCAAGGAUGGCGCCGCCGCUUCAGUUAAACCAGCUCCCAAACCAAAGAAGAACCCAGUGGCUUACAUCGUGACCGGCAGCGUCACCGAGGUGCUGCAAAAGCGCGUUUCCGAGCCCUCGUACGGCAAGCCGGGCGGCUUCCCCAUGAUCUGCAUGGCCCCCGAGGGCACCUGCGGCGACGGUCGCGGGCUGCUUGAGUUUCGAACGGGCGCCUUCGUGCUGGGUCGGCCGGUGCUGCCCAUCUGCCUCAAGUACCGCAUCAAAGGGCACAACCCCGCAUGGACGCAGGUCUACUCCGAGGCCUGGCACUUCGUGCGCCUCAUGUGCCAGUGGCGCAACGAGCUGGAGAUCACCAUCCUGCCGCCCGUCGUGCCCUCGCCCGAGCAGGCCGCCGACCCACGGGUCUUUGCCGACCACGUGCGAUCGCUGAUGGGUCGCACACUGGGUCUGCCGCUGCUGGAGCAGAGCCACGCGCACUUCCUGGCGCUCAAGAAGCUCAAGGUCAUGGUUGACUGGAGCGGCACGUUCGUGCUUGCGCCCCCCGGAGUGGUGGACAAGGACGGCACCGUCGACCUGGCCAAACACGGCAUGCUCAAGUAGUGGGGGGGAGCGGAGGAGAGGGCAUGCUGGAGUUGUGGAGUGCAGCCCUGCGGUGCAGUGAUGGCGUCAGGAGCUGCAUGGGGGUAAAGAGGAAACAACUAACUGACCGUGUGAUAAGGCAUGGGGGGGCUCCUGGGGGACGUGCAUGGCGGAGGAGGUGUGGGUAAAGAGGAAAUAAUUAACUGGCCGUGUGGGCAGAUGUGGGUGGGCAGUUGGCCUUGAAGGCGAAGACACGGUCGUAUGGCGAGUGGGGGGGAUGCCUCCAUGCGUUAAAAAGUAUGGUUUGGGGUGUAGAGCAGGGGUGGGUGCUUGCUUCCAUCACUCGCGAGGCGGUGGAGGGAGAUGGGAAGCAGUGGCUGCCCCCUUUGCUGAUGCUAGGAUACGAGGGGGGGGGCUCUAGCUUGCGUUGUGCAUUUUGUGAUACCUCUUUUUCUUGACAACAAGGGUUCGUCCAUUUGGGUCGUGGUGAAUGUGCAUCCCACCACGGGGGACAAGCAAGCUGUGUUCACUGCCGGGCACCGCCUGCCUGUUGUGUACUGCGUCCGUUGUGGAAAGGGAGCACGUCUCGAUGACAGGUUGCGAUGCCACAGUUACUUUAUACCAGGGUGUUCUGGUGGUCGCAGCACACGGUCCUUUAAGGGGCCGUUCACCGCUUCAAAAAGGGGCAGCAAGGAAGAGUCCUAAUUUGUCACACGAGUCCC
Messenger RNA from Astrephomene gubernaculifera, 1809 nucleotides. Lineage: Eukaryota; Viridiplantae; Chlorophyta; Chlorophyceae; Chlamydomonadales; Astrephomenaceae. The record is from the annotation of a GenBank genome assembly.